ACAAUGCAAUUAAUCAAAACUAAAGAAAAUAAAGGCGAUCUCGCACUUGAAAGGGUCUGCGAGCCGCCACGUCAUGGCCGUUUCUGGUAUGUGUGGAACAUUCGAACACAGGCAAUAGAAUUAUAAGGAACAGCAGGGGAAGAAUAGAAACGAUUGAACUACUAUGUGGAAUGUAACAUCCUCUUGAGCCAUAUAUGAGGAAAAUUUUUUAGCAUCAAGAGGGUUCCUCUAAAGGAUAGAAUAUUUUUUUGGGUGUUAUUACUAGCGAGAUCCGCUAAAAAAUAAAGUGUUUUUAAAAAGAAAGAAAAAGAAGAAAUUCAGCGACCGUCGGACGGACUUGUUGCACGCAAAUUCCGGACUUCUGAUUUUCACAAAAAACAAAAUGAUAGAAAUAAAUACUUUAGGAUGGAUUGACUAUCUGGUUAUAGCGGUAAUACUGUGCAUAUAUGUUGGAAUAGGUAUAUAUUACAGAUUUAGCGGAGGGCGUCAGAAAACUACGGAGGAGUACUUUGUUGCAAGUCGAUCAAUGAGCAUCGUGCCAGUCGCUAUCGCUAUGGUAGCCUCCUUCCUAUCUGCCAUUGCACUACUCGGUAUAUCAGCUGAAAAUUACACAUAUGGAACGCAAUAUGUAGUAAUUAACGUAUCAUAUCUAUUGGGUACUUCAAUAGUAUGCUACGGAUUCUUGCCAGUAUUCUUCAAGCUCCAAGCCACGAGCGCUUACGAGUACUUAGAAAAACGUUUCGGACUAAAGGCUAGAAUAAUGACUAGCUUUAUUUACUGGAUUCAGCUGCUGUUGUAUUCAGGAGUGGUGCUUUACGCUCCUUCUAUAGCCUUAGAGGCUACUACAGGAAUCUCGAAAAUUGUCAGCAUUAUUAUUUUGGGCCUCGUGUGUGCCUUCUAUUCGAGUAUAGGCGGCAUUAAGGCUGUGCUAAUGACUGAUGUAUUUCAAAGUUUGCUCAUGUUUACCGCUGUGUUCUUAAUUAUUAGCAAAGCUGCGAAUGACGUCGGGGGCCUGGGUCAGAUCUGGGAAAUCGCGAGGCAGGGACAACGGCUCGUGUUUGAUAGCUUCGAUCUGGAUCCAACAGUAAGGCAUACAUGGUGGUCUGUUACGCUGGGUGGAUUAUGUACAUUUUUAACACUUGUCGGAGUAAACCAAGUACAUAUACAACGCAUGCUGUCUGUGAAAAAUAUGCAGGCUUCGCAAAAGGCCAUGUGGCUAUCUUGGCCCAUUACGACACUUCUCAUAACCACUACUUGCUUCUCAGGAUUGGCGAUAUAUAGUAAAUAUUAUAAAUGCGAUCCAAUUCUUAAGAGAAGAAUUAUUUCAACUGAUAUGCUUAUGCCAUUGUAUGUUAUGGACACAAUGUCCACUAUUCCUGGUUUACCAGGCCUCUUUGUUGCAGGUAUUUUUAGCGCAGGCCUCAGCACGAUUUCUGCGGCGUUAAAUUCUCUGGCGGCAAUAACGUUGGAGGAUUACCUGAAACCCUUAUAUAAAAAGUGCAUUGGACAUGAAUUUUCCCCUACAAAAUCAGUCUACAUUGCUAAAGUGUUUGCUUUUACAUUCGGUAUUAUUUCCAUUGUUUUGGCGUUUUUAGCUCAAUUUUUGGGUGGAGUACAUCAGGCUUUCUACUCUAUUAUCGGAGUAACUGGCGGUCCGUUGUUAGGCAUUUUUAUGCUUGGCAUGGGCACGGAAUCGGCGACAGAAGGUGGUGCGAUAGCUGGUGUUCUCACGGCGUUUUUAUGUUUAUCUUGGAUCGUCUUCGGUGGGUCUCACCCGAUACCAUCUAAAUUGCCAAUUACUAUUGAAGGCUGUGAUAAUAAUAUUACAAAUAUGACAAUAUCUGUCACCAGCUCUUACAAAAAUACCGACGACAGCUCAUACUUCUAUUUGCAUCGCAUUUCAUACAUGUGGUAUUCCCCCCUCGGAUUCUUAAUAACGUUCUUUUUUGGACUGCUUAUUAGCAAUCUGUCUCGUUUAUUUAUCAAGAAUCAAAACAACGAGUUAGACAUUAAUUUAUUCUUUCCCAUGAUAGCGCGACGUAUACGUUCUAGGCGAUGUAAUAUCAUAACAAACGAAGAAAAUUCAUUGUUAAACAGAAAGUAUUCUUUCAGCGGCGUAAUCCACGGGGAAGACGUACGUUGCCGCCCAUAAAAUCUGUGCAAAACUCUAAUAUUUUAAUUGAAAUUUUUUAUAUUAAAUUUUUUAAAGUGUGACAUAAAUAAAAAUAUGUAUUU
This is a messenger RNA of Wasmannia auropunctata (little fire ant), 2235 nucleotides long. Its product is annotated as putative sodium-dependent multivitamin transporter. The transcript is spliced from 10 exons. Gene Ontology annotation, cellular component: membrane. Bases 383 to 2152 code for a protein of 589 amino acids. Gene Ontology annotation, biological process: transmembrane transport; sodium ion transport. Lineage: Eukaryota; Metazoa; Arthropoda; Insecta; Hymenoptera; Formicidae. The record is from RefSeq and is a predicted model, not a curated record. Gene Ontology annotation, molecular function: symporter activity.